Molecule: messenger RNA, 2305 nt
Organism: Sorex fumeus (smoky shrew)
Lineage: Eukaryota; Metazoa; Chordata; Mammalia; Eulipotyphla; Soricidae
Gene: PTPRN2
Product: protein tyrosine phosphatase receptor type N2
Exons: 20
Coding region: 119-2299 (726 amino acids)
Biological process (GO): protein dephosphorylation
Cellular component (GO): secretory granule
Molecular function (GO): protein tyrosine phosphatase activity
Source: RefSeq, a predicted model, not a curated record
GCCCGGGGCGGGGCCUCGGCGCUGUCCGGUGCUGAAGCGGCGGCGGCGCGGAGAGCGCGGGGAGGAGCCGGCGCGCUCGCACCCGGGACCGGGCGUCGCUGGGCCGCGGGCCGCGGGCAUGGGGCGGCCGCCGCUGUCGCUGCCGCUGCCGGUGCUGCUGCUGCUGCCGGCCCUGGGCCUGCCCGCCGCGCCCGCCCCCCGCCGGCAGCUCCCGGGGCGCGCGGGCUGCCUGAUCCAGGAUGGACUCUGCAGGGACUCGGAGCUGUGUGUGGAUGAUGGAGCGUUCGGAAGGUGCCAGUGGCUUCCCGCCAUGGACGUGCCCGGCUACCCAGUGUCCCUGGGGACUCAGCGCCUGAGGGCCAGCUUGCAGCAGCCACCCGACUCAGACACAGAUGCCCGGACCCGUGAGCUCCUGAAGGACCCAGUGAAGCACCGGGCUGACGGCGGGACCUGGGACCCUGUGCGCCUCGACGAGGUGGUCCUCAUGCUUUCAGGCCCAGACAAGACUGGGCUUGGGGGAGCCGCCGGGGGACAGUCUGGGGAGCAGGGGGACGGCGCGGCAGCUGUGCACGGGGCCCACAGCCGGCCAGGUCACGGCGGGCCAGGCGGGGGCGCCGAGGCUGACCUGGAGGAGCCUGCGGGGCUGGAGACCGUGAGGAGCCAGACCUACUUCCGAGAGCUGGGGCCCGGCGGGGACCCCGCAGGUGGACGGCACGGCCAGAGCCCGGGGGCAGGGGCCCAGGGACACGCCGGCCCAGACCUGCGGCUGGAGGUCAAGUCGCCCUCAGAGCCGGGCUACGUGGUGACCGACAGAGACCCCCUGAGCCUGGCGCAGGGUGCGGAGCUGGUGGGGGAGCUGGCACGCCUCCUGGACCUGCCUGCUGGCGUCUUCUGGGACAUCCGGGUGCAGGGGCCCACGGUGACCUUCAGAGUGAGCCCCGGAGUCCACAACCUGACAGAGGCAGACGUGGCCCAGGCGGCAGCUGACAACAAGGACCGACUGCAGAGCGCGACGGGGCUCAAGGUCCUUGGAGCUGGCGUCGGGUCGGGGACCCAGCCGCAGCCGCGGCCUCAGCGCGGGCGCCCCGAGGACUCCACCAAGUUCGCGGUGCUCACCCUGGUCUCUGUGGCGGCCAUCGUGGGCGUGCUGCUGGCCUCGGGGGCCGCCUACUGCCUGCGCCACGGCUCCCGCCACCGGCUCCGGGAGAAGCUGGGCCGGCCCCCCGGCCCCGACUGCACGGCCGCCUACCAGGAGCUGUGCCGGCAGCGCAUGUCCGGGCGCCCGUCGGAGCGGCCCGAGGCCCCGCACACGUCACGUGUCAACAGCGUCUCGUCACAGUUCAGCGAUGGGCCCGUGCCCAGCCCGUCCGCGCGGAGCAGCACCUCGUCUUGGUCCGAGGAGCCCGUGCAGCCCAACAUGGACAUCUCCACUGGCCACAUGGUGCUGGCGUACAUGGAGGACCAUCUGCGGAACAAAGGCCGGCUGCAGGAGGAGUGGCAGGCACUGUGCACCUACCAGGCGGAGCCCGGCAUUUCGCUCGUGGCCCAGCGUGAGGAGAACGUCCCCAAGAACCGCUGUCCCGGGGUGCUGCCCUAUGACCACUCCAGGGUCCUGCUCAAGGUGGAGAACGGCCACAGCCAGUCGGACUACAUCAACGCCAGCCCCAUCAUGGACCACGACCCACGUAGCCCCGCCUACAUCGCUGCCCAGGGCCCGCUGCCCACCACCGUGGCCGACUUCUGGCAGAUGGUGUGGGAGAGCGGCUGUGUGGUCGUGGUCAUGCUCACGCCCCUGGCCGAGGGUGGCGUGCGGCAGUGCCACCACUACUGGCCCGACGAAGGCUCCAGCCUGUACCACAUCUACGAGGUGAACCUGGUGUCGGAGCACAUCUGGUGCGAGGACUUCCUGGUGCGAAGCUUCUACCUGAAGAACGUGCGGACCCAGGAGACACGCACCGUCACCCAGUUCCACUUCGUCAGCUGGUACGACCGGGCCGUGCCCGCGUCCACCCGCUCGCUCCUGGACUUCCGCAGAAAAGUAAACAAGUGCUACCGGGGCCGUUCUUGUCCAAUAAUUGUCCACUGCAGUGACGGUGCGGGCCGGAGCGGCACUUACGUCCUGAUCGACAUGGUUCUGAAUAAGAUGGCCAAAGGCGCUAAGGAGAUCGACAUCGCGGCCACCCUGGAGCACCUGCGGGACCAGAGGCCUGGCAUGGUGCAGACCAAGGAGCAGUUCGAGUUUGCACUGACGGCCGUGGCCGAGGAGGUGAACGCCAUCCUUCAAGCCCUACCCCAGUAGCCGCCG